This is a messenger RNA of Cervus elaphus (red deer), 2745 nucleotides long. RefSeq names its product zinc finger and BTB domain containing 9 (gene ZBTB9). Gene Ontology annotation, molecular function: RNA polymerase II cis-regulatory region sequence-specific DNA binding; protein binding; DNA-binding transcription factor activity, RNA polymerase II-specific. The transcript is spliced from 2 exons. NCBI's taxonomy places the organism in Eukaryota, Metazoa, Chordata, Mammalia, Artiodactyla, Cervidae. The record is from RefSeq and is a predicted model, not a curated record. Gene Ontology annotation, biological process: regulation of transcription by RNA polymerase II. Bases 245 to 1633 code for a protein of 462 amino acids.
GAGGCGGCUUCCGGCCGAGGCGGUGCGGUUGCUGCAGAGGCGCUUUGGACGCCAGACCGCGUGUGUACCCGUGGGGGCGUGGCGGCAGGAAGGGCCAAGCUGCUGGCGCUCGCGGUCCCCAGGUGCCUGCCAGGGAGUUGGACUCUGCGGGCACGUGAGUUGGGGAGCGGAACGGCGGGGUCCGGCUCGCGGCUAAAGGACCUUCUCCUCGCUACAGGCCCUGCAAGUUCAAGCCCCGGAGGCCAUGGAUACCUCGACGCCUUUGCCUUCCGUAGCCCCCUCCCCAGCCUGCAACCCAGCCCCACGGACGAUCCAGAUCGAGUUUCCUCAGCACAGCUCGUUGCUGCUGGAGGCCCUGAACCGCCACAGGCUGGAGGGAAAGUUCUGUGAUGUCUCUCUCCUGGUGCAGGGCCGCGAACUGAGGGCCCACAAAGCAGUGUUGGCCGCCGCUUCUCCUUACUUCCACGACAAACUACUUCUGGGGGAUGCCCCGCGUCUCACCCUUCCCAGCGUUAUCGAAGCCGAUGCCUUCGAGGGGCUGCUCCAGCUCAUUUAUUCGGGGCACCUCCGUCUGCCCCUGGAUGCUCUCCCUGCGCACCUCCUUGUGGCCAGUGGCCUGCAGAUGUGGCAAGUGGUAGAUCAGUGCUCAGAGAUCCUUAGAGAACUGGAAAACGCAGGUGGUGGGAUUUCAUCCCGAGGAGCUACCCCUUUCCACACACUUCUUUCCACCACAGGAGGCUGGUGCAUCCACUCUUCCCCUUGCCAGACCCCGGCACAGUCUUAUGCUUCUACCCAGAGCCCGAUUGGAGGGGAGGGGAGUGAACUGGGAGAUAUGUUACAGCUUCAGGUUGAAGAGGAAGAGGAGGAAGAAGAUGAGGAGGACCAAGGGUCAGCAGCACCCUCUCAGACUCCUCAGUCUCAGAAAGGGUCAGGGAGUUUUCCUUGCCCUCCUGCAUCCCACCCCCUGCCCACAUCCACUACUCCUUGCAGGCUUCCAGAGGGCGAGAAUGCCCCACCUGAGUCUCCUGCUCCUCACACUGCAUUGCCCCCCAAAAUCUUCUACAUCAAGCAGGAACCCUUUGAGUCCAAGGAGGAGGUAGCAGGAGGCGGAAGUCAGUCUGUAGGAGUGAAGGAGGAGACCAAAGUGUUUCCAGGAGGGAACACUGAAGAGAAUGGAGAACUGGGGUUCCUACUGCCCUCAGGAGCAGGGACAGCAUCUGGAGGAGGUGGUCCAUCCUGGAAACCAGUGGAUCUUCAUGGGAAUGAAAUCCUGUCAUGGGGUGGGGGACCUGGGGGAGCAGGGCAGGCUGUGCACGGGCCUGUGAAGCUAGGUGGCGCACCCCCUGCAGAUGGAAAACGCUUUGGUUGUUUGUGUGGGAAACGCUUUGCAGUGAAGCCAAAGCGUGACCGGCACAUCAUGCUGACCUUCAGCCUUCGACCCUUUGGCUGUGGCAUCUGCAACAAGCGUUUCAAGCUGAAGCACCAUCUGACAGAGCAUAUGAAGACGCAUGCUGGAGCCCUACAUGCCUGUCCUCACUGUGGUCGCCGGUUCAGAGUCCAUGCCUGUUUCCUUCGCCAUCGGGACCUCUGCAAGGGUCAGGGCUGGGCCACUGCUCACUGGACUUACAAGUGAUUGCUGAGGCCAUAUGCUAACUUUCAGGACAAGGGAGCCACUGCUGCUGAUGGAUACUUAUUACCCCUCACUACCACAGUACCCUAAUCUUGUAUCUUGUUGGUGUUGGUGGUUUUUUCCUUGGCCAUACUUCGUAGCAUGCCACUAGGGGUUGAACCUGCACCCCUGCAGUGGACAGUGCAGAGUCCUAAGCACUGGACCAGCAGCAACGUCCCUGUAUCUUGUUCAUUAUUCCAGAAGGGUAGAUAUAUUAUGAAUCUCUUCUUGGGUGUGGGCCUCAACCUGACAGAUUUGAAAACUUGAUUUCUCAUCUCCAGGUUUUUGCUAACUAUCCUACAGGAAACUGGUUUACAGGCCGUAAACAUACUGAUCAGUUGCCUGUAAUAGAUCUUUUCAUACAGGAAACUGGAUUAAAUUUCAGAUUAGAAGUUUUAUUUGAUGAGAGAGGAGUUAGAGCAAGAAAAAUUAUGAUAAAUGUUUAAUUCAGUCUCUACGAGAAGUUAAGGGAGCUGGUCUCCAUUCAGAGUUCUAGUAAUCCCAGAGACUAAGCUCUAAGCUUUACUUUUCCCUCAUCGUUGCUGAAAUUUUAUGAGUAAAGGUCUUCUAUACUUUUCCUUUGUUAUGAUUUUCUGGAAACCCUUCAGUCUGUAAAUUACUUUCUCACCCGUAGGUACUUUUUCAACCCCUUUAUUUUGUAUGUUGUAGUUGAGCACUUUAACAAAUUGAGGAUUCCGUGAGUCACUUAGAACCCUCUUUAAUAGAGGUAUUCCCUCCACAGUCUGUGCCUCUUGUCUACCUUUGACCACCUCUGAUCACUAAUAUUGAUCACAGGGACUGAAAUGUGAUUAGUGAACUCAGGAGAUGGCCACUGACCUAAAAUGCUCUCAGGGUAGUGCCACUGCUCUGAACAAGUGGCUGAGGUUAGAGGGACUCAGGGCUGAGGUGGCACAUGCUGAAAACUAGAGAAAUAACUGCACAGUGGGACCAUACCUCCUCCCUUUCCAUCCUCACCCAUAUUACAGCCCCUUGGUCCACACAUAGGAGGGUAGAUGUUGGAAUGGGGAGAUUGUCGUAGUUUUAUUUCUUCAAAUAAACUUUGCCAUGAAAUCUAA